UGUUGUUGACGAGCGCUUGCGCAUGCAACAUGCAAGUACUGAUAAGUUUUGUUUUGUGCGGGUUUUGUGACACGGCAUUUGAGUUUUAAUUUGUGAAAAAUACUGAAUUUUGCAUACAAAACUGUGAAAUUAAACUACAAUAAUGGCAAUGUUUGAAAAGUUAAGAAAAUAUUUCUGCAUAUACUUGGAACAAUCUUUUAAAAUAUUAGACACAACAUCAUUUAUUAAAAAAUGUACAGAUCAUUGUUCAAAUGAAGCCGACAGAAAAUCGGCAGUCGAUCAAGCAUUACGGGACACUUUGCUCGACAUUUUAUCGAAUAAUUCAUCAGGAAAUGUUGAUGCACUCGAAUCCUACAUUUCAUUUUGCAUCGAACUUUGUCGAAAGGAUUUAGCAACAACGAGUGUUCCUGUAAUGUUGCUAGGGGAUAUAUUUGACACAAUGACUUUAGAUCGUUGCGAAAAUCUCUUCACAUUUGUGGAAAACAAUGUUGUCGUUUGGAAAGAGGAAAUGUUCUUUGGAGCGUGUAAAAAUAAUUUGCUGAGGAUGUGCAAUGAUCUUCUAAGAAGGCUUUCUCGCUCUCAGCAAACUGUUUUCUGCGGACGAAUUCUCCUCUUCUUGGCUAAAUUCUUUCCAUUCUCGGAGAGAUCUGGAUUGAAUAUCGUCAGCGAGUUUAAUUUAGAAAAUCAUACAGAAUUUGGAACCGAGAAAUCCGAGGAUGUCUUGGAACAAAUGGACGAAGAUGGCGACAAAUCGGAGAACAAAAUACCGAUUGAUUAUAAUCUUUACAGGAAAUUUUGGGCAUUGCAAGAUUUUUUCCGGAAUCCGAAUCAGUGUUACAACAAAAUGCACUGGAAGGUCUUUUCAGCGCAUGCUUCGAAUGUAUUGUCCGCCUUUGCAUCUUUUAAAUUGGAAGAACAGAGAAGUUGUCCUGCGGCUGUGAAAAGUGAUUCCUCGAUGGAGGUUACGCAUAAGGAGACGCAUUAUUUUGCGAAGUAUCUUACGAAUCAAAAAUUGCUAGAACUUCAGCUUUCUGACUCAAAUUUUCGGAGAUAUGUGCUGCUUCAGUUUCUCAUUUUGUUCCAGUAUUUAAAUAGUACGGUCAAAUUCAAAGCGGAAACGCAUGAGUUAAAAACGGAUCAAAUCGAAUGGGUGAAAUCAACAACGGAACAAGUUUACACACUUCUUGCCGAAACCCCUCCCGAUGGUUCAGGUUUCGCGGAAAUUGUUAAACACAUUUUGGCUAGAGAAGAGCAUUGGAAUGCCUGGAAAAAUGAAGGUUGUCCUGAUUUUAAAAGGCCGGCGCCCGAUGUCACUGACGAGGAUACGAAGGAAACAAAAAAACCGAGAAGAUCGCGUCGAAGAAUUGGGGAUGUUGUGAAAGAGGCGCAGUUGCAAGGAAAAUAUCACAUGGGAAACCCUGAGUUGACAAAAUUGUGGAACCUCUGUCCAAAUAAUUUAGAAGCUUGUAAGUCUAAGGAACGAGACUUCCUUCCCUCUUUGGAAACAUAUUUCGAGGAAGCGAUUAUACAAGCAGACCCGGCAGCUAUGGUCGAUGAGGAAUAUAAGAAAGUAAAUGAUGGAAGCUUCGGCUGGAGAGCUUUGAGGCUUUUAGCAAGGCGCAGUCCUCAUUUCUUUGUCCAUGGGAACUAUCCUAUUAAUAAACUUCCUGAGUACCUGGAAACGAUGAUUAAAAAAAUAGCCAAAGAUCGACCGCAAACUCAAAAUGAUGCGCAAAAAGAAGCUGACGAGACUCCUCCUGAGUCAAAUGAUCAGGAGUUCAGUGAAGAAGUUUUACAAAAAGAAGCUGAACAGGAAGCUGAAAAUGCAGAAAAUGCAGAAAGAGCAGAAAAUGCGGAAAGAGCAGAAAGAGCAGAAAAAGCAGAAAGAGCAGAAAGAGCAGAAAAUUCAGAAAAAGCAGAAAAAGUUUGUAAACUUACGCCGGAACUGAUAGCGAAAUUGGCUGAAUCUUUGAAAGGUGAUUGGAAAGAGUUAGCGUCUAAGUUAGGAUACAAGGAUAACGAGGUACGUGAGAUUGAGUUUUACCAAGAGAAGCCCACAGAAUUUGAACAGUGCAAAACAAUUUUGGAAAUAUGGGCAGAUGCAGUGGAAGAUGCUUCAAUAGAAACCCUUACUGGCGUCCUAGAGGAAUUAAAGUUCACGGAAGCUCUGGAAGUUUUAAAAUCAUAAUUGAUCAUUUUCAAGAAAAAUACGUUUAAGGGUAAUUUAUAAUUUUUUUUACUACUAAGGACCUUAAAGCAUUCAUUCAAUAAACUGUCUAAAUUAAAAUUAAAGUUGUAUGCUUUCACGUGUAGAAUUUUAUACAAAUAUAUUUUGUAGAGAUAUGUUUG
Belonocnema kinseyi is the source of this 2349-nucleotide messenger RNA. RefSeq names its product THO complex subunit 1 (gene Hpr1). The record is from RefSeq and is a predicted model, not a curated record. Gene Ontology annotation, cellular component: THO complex part of transcription export complex. Bases 143 to 2188 code for a protein of 681 amino acids. The transcript is spliced from 8 exons. Gene Ontology annotation, molecular function: protein binding. Lineage: Eukaryota; Metazoa; Arthropoda; Insecta; Hymenoptera; Cynipidae. Gene Ontology annotation, biological process: mRNA export from nucleus; signal transduction; regulation of DNA-templated transcription elongation.